This is a messenger RNA of Hemibagrus wyckioides, 3038 nucleotides long. RefSeq names its product ETS variant transcription factor 5b (gene etv5b). Bases 260 to 1819 code for a protein of 519 amino acids. Lineage: Eukaryota; Metazoa; Chordata; Actinopteri; Siluriformes; Bagridae. Gene Ontology annotation, cellular component: nucleus. The transcript is spliced from 12 exons. The record is from RefSeq and is a predicted model, not a curated record. Gene Ontology annotation, molecular function: sequence-specific DNA binding; DNA-binding transcription factor activity, RNA polymerase II-specific. Gene Ontology annotation, biological process: regulation of transcription by RNA polymerase II; cell differentiation.
GAUUCCAUUGAGAAAAAUUUCAGUCUGGCAGAGCUUACUGAGCGCGCAGCAAAGCGUGCACCGGAGGGUCGUGUGUUUUUCUUGGGAGUUAAUACGUUGCUGUUUUCAUUUUUUUGGGGGGGGUUUUGUUUUUUAAUUAAAGAUUGAAACAUAGACAGGGACCUGACAAGUGUGGAGAUCUCCCCUGUGAGAGCGAGAGAGAGAGGACGUGUCUCCCUCCAUUGUUCCUUCAUUUUACCUGCACUGUUGAUCCCACAACAUGGACAGCUUUUACGAUCAACAGGUCCCCUUUGUGGUGCCACCCAAUAAAUGCCAUGCCAAGGAGACACCAUGCAAGCCACUAAGUGACAGGAAGAGGAAAUUCAUGGAAAACGAGCUCGCUCAGGACACUGAAGAGCUGUUUCAAGACCUGAGUCAGCUACAAGAAAUAUGGAUAGCUGAAGCUCAAGUACCUGACGAUGAACAGUUUGUUCCAGAUUUCCAGGACAACUUGAUGUUCCAUGGCCCACCUCAAACCAAAGUGAAGAGGGAAGUCAGUCCAAGCAGAGACUUCUCCCCCUGUGGGCAAGAGCAGAGACUCUCGCCAUAUGGAGAGAAAUGCCUUUACAAUUACAGUGCCUACGACAGGAAGCCAUUUGGAUUCAGUAAACCCCUGACAUCACCUCCUACCCCUGUAUCACCUUGCAGCUCCACCCAUAAUCCAGGGACACAUCCCCUGCAGAAGAGAGUCACACCACCACUCCAUACUCAGACACAGGGGCUACCAGCUGUGACUGGCCACAUUCAUCAGAGGAUACCAAGCACAGUUCCCAGACAAAGUCCUUCUUUUGCAGUUCCCCGCCCACCUGUCAGUCACCCAGAUGCCUCCUACAAUGCAGAUCACAGAUUCCACAGGCAGCUGUCAGAGCCAUGUCUGACCUUCCCACAGCCUGAUGCCCGCUCUGGGACUCCAUACUCACCACAGAGCACCAACCCCUUUUCCCGGGACAAUCGGCCACAUUACCACCGCCAAAUGUCUGAGCCGGUGAUCCCGCUUCCUCCACGGGGGUUUAAGCAAGAGAUGGUGGAUCCCCGGUACCCGGAGCAAGGUGCCUCUAACAUUUCAGGCAAUCGUGUCCCAUCGUUCCAUCAGAUGUCCAUCAAACAGGAGCCCAGAGAAUUUGGCAUUGACUCUGAGAUACCGAAUUGCCAGUCGUCCUUUGGGAAGUCAUCAAACUUCUAUCAAACCAACAAUGAAGGGUUCAUGUAUGAUGGAGAGCCUCACCUCUAUUACGAAGAUGCAUGUGUGGUGCCUGAGAGGCUUGAGGGAAAGUGCAAACAGGAAGGAGUGAGCUUCAGGGAGGGGCCUCCAUACCAGAGGAGGGGCUCGCUACAGCUCUGGCAAUUUCUGGUCACGCUAUUGGAUGAUCCAUCCAACAGCCACUUUAUUGCGUGGACUGGCCGCGGACUCGAGUUCAAACUCAUUGAGCCUGAAGAGGUGGCCAGGCGCUGGGGAAUCCAGAAGAACAGACCUGCCAUGAACUAUGACAAGCUGAGCCGAUCUCUCCGCUACUACUACGAGAAAGGCAUCAUGCAGAAGGUAAAGGUUGCAGGUGAAAGGUACGUGUACAAGUUUGUAUGUGACCCAGAAGCUCUCUUCUCCAUGGCCUUCCCCGAUAACCAGAGGCCGAGCCUAAAAGCCGACCCUGAUGGCAUGCAGGUCCCUGAGGACGACACGGUUCCUCUCUCCCACUACGACGAAGCCAGCAGAGCCUCAUAUGUAAACGGCAGGGAUCAGAGUUUGGCAGGGCUGACUUUCCCUGAAAGCUACACUUUCUGAACUGCUUUCGUCUCAGUUUGGACUCCCAAAUCCCCUCCGCCCACUGAGCAGGACCAAACAAUUCCACAUCUCCACAUACGAUUAUUUCCUCCUGACGCAUGAAGCUGAAUUACUGGCAUGUAUAAAUAUAUAACACACAUGCUUGCAUCUUUUUAAAAAAAAAAAACUUUUCUUUUUCUACAUAAUUUUCCCGUCCUUCCAUAUUCGUCAUCUGAACUGUGUUCAGCAAGCACAUGCAUCCUCUACUGUAAUGCACAUGUCAGGUUGUCUUGUGGGCUUUUUCUUUUUUUAAUCAGUGAACACUAAAAUGGGCUCUGCAGUAUUUUUAAACCAGCUUCAGGUUUUCUAUGUAUAAAUCUCUUAAGUGAAUAAUCCUAAGCUUUUGUGCACUGUUUCUCAUGUAGAACCUGCAGUGGAUUUUUUUCAGCUCUGUGCUUAAGUGAGAUUGCUAAAAUUCUCUGCCAUCUUUUAAUGCUACCAAAUGCUGAAUUUAUUAAAAGAAUUAAAAAAAAAAAAAAAGAAGUAUGUAACUUGUUUUAACAAAAGUUUUGCAUAAUAUUCCAGCCACGUGGGUGCACAUGCUUUUUCACUGGCCCCCCCAAAAAUGCAAGGGUUUCUGCUUUUGUAGGAAUAUUGAAAAAGUAAAAUCUAUGUUUAAUUAUAUAAGUAUAUUUUUGCAAAGCUUGUAAUUUGUUUUCAUUGUUGUACAAGCUCUAUACCAGACCUUUCUUGUUCUAAUAGCUGUUAACUUUACAUAGUGGAAACUUGGGCCAUAUCUAUACAGGCAGUCAAAGGAUCUCUCUCUCUCUCUCUCUCUCUCUCUCUCUCUCUCUAUCUCUCUCUCUAUCUCUAUCUCUAUCUCUCUAUCUAUCUAUCUCUCUCUCUCACAUAUCGGGGGGAUUUGAAUUCCUGCGUUAAGAAAAGCAUGGACAAAUGUGGAUUUAAGAGAAAUGUAUCUGACAAUCUAAUAUAAGCAUGGCAGUAGUUGUCUAAAGGUAGCCCAGUGUAUGGGUUUUGUGCUCAAUCUCAUGUUACAGAGAUGUUCCAUUAACUGCUGAGCCACAGAACUUUGUACUUGUAAUGGUAUAAUUUAGCAGUGGGUCUUUAUUCAGCAGUAUGUGGACCAUAGCUCCGUAACAUGGGAUUUAUGGGUAACCUUUACAUCCACUAUUAAGCUUUUAUAAUCUGUACUGGGUACAAUAAACUCUUUUCUGCUUCA